GGCUUGGGGGAAAGUUGUGGAAGGGGGUGAUAAGGGCCUAUGUCGGGAAGGAGACUGUUCACUGGGUCACAUGAGCCCCUAUCAGGCUGGCAUUUCCUCUCCAUCCUCUUCCUGCCUCUGAUCAGCCCUCCCUGGAGCUGGAAGAAGGACCGAGUCACACCCUGGAAGAAGCUGUGCCUUUGGAGGUUUUUCUGCCUGCCUGUCCCCAUGCCGCUCUUCCUCUUGCUGCUCCUGCUGCCAAGCCCCUCAUGCCCCCAAUCCACCUGUGAGACUUCCAAAGUGGUCAACCUGUUGGAAGUGAACUGUGAUAAUCGGGGGCUGAAGGCGCUGCCUCCAGAUUUGCCAGAAGCCACAGCCAUCCUCCACCUGAGCGAGAACUCCUUUGGCACCUUCUCCACGGUGCCCCUGGUGCCUCUGACUGCCCUUACUCAGCUGCACAUGGAGAACAGCCAGCUGACCAGCCUGCAGGCUGACGGGGUGCUGCCACUGCUGGAGAUCCUGGAAAUACCCCACAAUAAGUUGGCAAGCCUGCCCUUGCUAGGAGGGGCACUGCCAGCACUCACUACCCUGGAUGUCUCCUACAACAAGCUGACCUCUUUGUCUCCUGAUGCCCUGAAUGGCCUGAGCCAACUCCAUGAGCUCCAUCUGCGUGGCAAUAAGCUGAAGACUCUGCCCCAUGGGCUCCUGGCAUCCACACCCCAGCUCAGGAAGCUCGAUCUGGCUGACAACCAGUUGAUGGAGCUUCCCCCUGGGCUCCUGGAUGGGUUGCAGGAGCUUGACACCCUCUUCCUCCAAGGGAACUGGCUGCGCACCAUACCAAAGGGCUUCUUCAGGGAUCUCCUCCUGCCUUUUACUUUUCUCCAUAACAACCCCUGGUACUGUGACUGUGGCAUCCUUUAUUUCCAUCUCUGGCUGAAAGACAAUGAAAACAAUGUCUACUUAUGGAUGGAGGGUGUAGAUGUCAAGGCCAUGACCCCCAAUGUGAAUAGUGUGCGAUGUGUCAAUGGGGCCAAGACACCCAUCAUUGAUUUCUCAAAGGAGGGCUGUCCCCCUCUGAAUGGUGGUGAUUACACAGAUGACUAUGAUGAUAGCUCUGAAGUUGGGAGUAAUUCAGUGCCUACAAGGGCUGUCAUCACCAACACCAAAGGCAACACAACCCACUGGGGCCUGCUCUACUCAGAAUCUGCUACUUUUCUACACAGUCAAAUGCUCCACUUGCCUCCAACCGAAGAAUCCACUAAGAAACAGACGACAUUCCCAACCACCAGAGAACCCAUCACAUUCUUCAAAACUCCAAAACCCACUACUGAACCCACCACAACCCCAACCACCCCAGAACUCACAACCCCACCCACCUCAGAACCCAUCACAACCCUGUCCACUCCAGAACCCACAACCCCAACCACCCCAGAACCCACAGCCCCACCCAGCACAACCCCGACCACCCCAGAACCCACCACAACCCCGACCACCCCAGAACUCACAACCCCACCCACCUCAGAACCCAUCACAACCCUGUCCACUCCAGAACCCACAACCCCAACCACCCCAGAACCCACAGCCCCACCCAGCACAACCCCGACCACCCCAGAACCCACCACAACCCCACCCAGCACAACCCCGACCACCCCAGAACCCACCACAACCCCACCCAACACAACUCCGACCACCCCAGAACCCACAACCCCAUCCACCACAACCUUGACCUACCCAGAACCCACCACAAUCCAGACCAUCUCAGAACCAACGAUACUUUCAACCACCACAGAAUCCACCUCACUCCCUACAUUAGAAUCUACAAUUAUCUCUGAAUUCAUUGACCCCGCAAAGGUCCGUGAGGUGGCUCAAGGGAAUGUGGCCAGCUCCAGAAAUGACCCUUUUCUCAACCCUGACUUUUGCUGUCUCCUCCCCCUGGGCUUCUACAUCUUGGGUUUCCUCUGGCUCCUGUUUGCCUCUGUUGUCCUCAUCCUGCUGCUGACCUGGGUCCGGCACAUGAAACCACAGGCCCUGGACUUUGGCCAGUCUGUUGCCCUGGCCACAGCCAAGCACACCACAUGUGUGGAGCUGCAGAGGGGAAGGCAAGUGGCUGUGCCCCAGGCCUGGCUGCUUUUCCUUCGAGGGACACUCCCAACUUUCCGCUCCAGCCUCUUCCUGUGGGUCCGGCCUAAUGGCCGUGUGGGACCUCUGGUGACAGGACGGUGGCUCUCAGCCCUGAGUCUGGGUCGCGGGCAGGACCUGCUGGGCACAGUGAGCGUUAGGUACUCUGGCCACAGCCUCUGAGGGUGAGUGAUUUGGGGACUUUAGGGGUUCUGAUGAGCUUUCUUAUGAGGAUAUGGCUGGGGCAGGGUGGGAGUAAAAAGCACAGGGUUGGGGGAAGUCUUAAUCACUCUUCCUUUCUCAGAAGUCUCCUCUUUACACGACAGAAACACCUCAGACCCAGCAAACCAGUAGGGGUAGUGAGAUGAGCUGGGUGGGUCAUUGAAAACGGUUCCCAGUGCUCCAUCAAAUGGGGAUGGGGGUGUUUCGCAGACUACUAGGUUAUUACCACUUUGGGGAAGUUUUAGAAAAAAGCAAAUAAAAACAAGCAUACAGCAAGGACUCCACUAUUAUCUGUGUAUUAAAAAUUUGAAGGAACUUACCAAGAUGUGAGCCCUAAUUGUCUCUGGGUGGUAUAAAUAUGGUUUUCCUUUCCUCCGCUUGGCAUUCUCUAGUUUUCUACCAUCAUGUUAUUUGCAUAAUAAAAACUAAUUUCAA
This is a messenger RNA of Artibeus jamaicensis (Jamaican fruit-eating bat), 2754 nucleotides long. It is a transcript of the gene GP1BA, whose product is annotated as glycoprotein Ib platelet subunit alpha. The coding region runs from base 40 to 2280 and encodes 746 amino acids. The transcript is spliced from 2 exons. Lineage: Eukaryota; Metazoa; Chordata; Mammalia; Chiroptera; Phyllostomidae. Gene Ontology annotation, molecular function: protein binding. The record is from RefSeq and is a predicted model, not a curated record.